AUGCAUGCACGCACGCACGCACGCACGCACGCACGCACGCACGCACGCACGCACGCACACACACACACACACACACACACACACACACACACACACACACACACACACACACACACACACACACACACACACACACACACAUACAUACAUACAUACAUACAUACAUACAUACAUACAUACAUACAUACAUACAUACAUACAUACAUACAUACAGACAUACAUACUCCUUCCAUUUUUAUUAAAAUUAUAAAUAAUACUUGAAUACUGAGUUCUGAAAGCACACAUAAAAUGCAAAAGAAAGGUGCAUUCAGGCUUGUAGUCAGACAACACAUGGCAUCUUUAUAUUCUAAUUGCCUGCAAAUAGCACAAUUUAUGGUAUAGUGUUUCUUUGUUGUACACUGGACUUCUUGAGGGAAAAGAUCUAAGCAGAUGUCACAAUAUAUCACCUAGUCGCCCGGGUCUCUUGCCUUGCGAAGAGUUUUUGAGGUGGGACACAAUGAGUGUGACAUAUGAGAUACCUUUUAGUCAUACCUGUGCUUAGCAGACCACACACAGUGCACACUCAGUGACACAGAGGAAAACACACACAGGCCUGUAUUGAAGCGUUUGGGACUAUUAAAGGAUCGAUAUUCCAUUGGUUAGGAUUUGUAGAAAGAAAUCAUGAUUAUCAAAGUAAAUUUUCUUUUUUAUCAUCAGAUAGAUUUUGUUAGGAAACAAUAUUAAUUGUUUACCAAAAAAUAAAAGUAGGAGCAUCUAGGGAUCUAGUUCAAGAAUUUGGUGCCCUAGAUUGCAGAGGUUACAAAUAGAGGCUGCGUCUUCCCUUUUUCUUUUGGUUCUCUUGGCGUUGUGAUUUGAUUUAGUUUUGAUUGAUGUGUACAAUAGUUUAUAGGCUAUAUAAGGACAUCUUAAUUGCCAUUUUGCUAAGUGCGAUGUAAUCAAAGAUUGUAAUCACAGAAAAAAAAUCAUGAUUAUAAUAAGAAAAGGUGGGUUUUCCAGUCAAACCACAUUAAACCAUUCCUGCAUGCACAAUCUGAGAUAUGUCAGAGGAAAGUUUUGUUGAUGUAUUUUAUUUAAAAAAGAAAAAAAAAGGAAAUAUGUUUAUAACAAAUUACAAUUUGCAAUGGUGGCCAGGCAAAAGGCGAGGCUUCUUGAGGAAAGGCUAAAAGAAAAAAAGACUGCAGCACAUAUCCAAUAAUUUCCAACACACCCACUACUUACCUACAAUAACAAUAAGCAUGGGAUAAUUGGCAGACAGUCUAGCAAACAUCGGGCAGGUAGCUAGCAAACAGCAGCAUCAGAUUCAUACACAAACGGUAAGACUGCAGCAGCGAGAAAGCAAGAGCAUGCACUUCAAUGAACACCCGACCUGAGUGCUGUUUGUGAUUUGCUUCUUUUCUUAUUGUUCCAAUGCACAGAAGAACCUUAAUCUGGGAUUCUUCUCAAUGUAAUUCCUUUUCAACUAUACCAAAAUAAUCAAUUUGCACACGUAUGCUCACAAACAACACAACAAAAGAUUUAGGGACCGACCACAACAUAAACGCACAGUGCCCGCCAAACAAGUUUCAGUCGCAAUAAUCAUGUGUGUCCAGUCAUCCUGCAAACAUGCAAUCACACACGACUACAUACAGCAUGUAUAUCAUAUGUAAUACAAAUCCAUAUACAUCCAUAAAUCCAUCAAAAUAAAAUAAUAGAAAAACAUGCAUCUAAAAGGCUACGGUAACACCCUCACCAAUACAGCAGCCCAAUGAAACGAUUGAUUGUUCCUUGUUAGUUUAAACAUGUUUUUUAUGGUUCUGACUUGGCUUACAGGGUCUCUGUACUCGUAGCAUUCAUGAUGCGAUGUAUCACUCAUGACGCCGAGUCAGAUAAUACUUUUUUCAUCAAAGCAAUCUGGUUGCGAUCACAAACAUAGACCUCAUCUAAAUUCAACGCCUCACCUGUGUGUGUGUGUGUGUGUGUGUGUGUGUGUGUGUGUGUGUGUGUGUGUGUGUGUGUGUGUGUGUGUGUGUGCGUGUGUGCGUGUGUGCGUGCGUGCGUGCGUGCGUGUGCGUGUGUGCGUGCGUGUAUGUGGGUGUAUAUUUCUCAUCUCAACAUUUAAACGCUGUACACCAAGGCAGUAGAAGGUGGGACAGAGUGACAUGAUGAAAUUACAUCAUGCAGAAUUGCAACGGCGCCGGGACUCAUCAGGUUAUGAGGCGUGAUGAGGAACGAUGGGCCCUUGUUUGAAGCAGAAGUCGAUAGGCGGUGACUCGUUCCCGUGUCAUAGCACGGGGUAGCGGCCCACACACCGUGUUGGCAGAGCUCCAUCGGCUACCGACACACAGGUACAAUUAGAGCCAGUGCUGCUGUUCCAGGAAUGCAAUAUAUCACGGGUGUUCUUCUGGAGCUUAUAAAGUGAAUCGUCUUCGGUUGAAUAGUUUGUGCGCAAACAUAAAUAAUGACUUUUUCUUUUUUUUCGGUCCAUCUGUUGUUUGGUUUGUUCCAGGAGAGGGAAGCGAAGAUGUCUCAUAGAAGAAGCCAAGUCAAGGCCCUCUACAUGUCCUUGUUGUUGGUGUGCUGUAUGUCCCGCGGUGGAGCCGAGUACUCGAUCUGUGGGGAGUUUGAGUUCUUCAACCAGACCAGCAACAGCUGUCAAGCAUGUCCUCAGUGUCAGCCAGGGCAGGAGCCUCACAUGUCCUGUGGCUACGGGGUGAAGGAUGACGACUUUGCCUGUGUGGCAUGUACGCACGGGAAGUACUCCAAGGGGAAGUAUGAGAUCUGCCGACGCCACAAGGACUGUGAUGCACUCUACCGGGCCACUGUGCUGAGUGCUGGGACCACCGACAGUGAUGCAGAGUGUGGGCCAUGCCUGCCCGGGUACUAUAUCUUGGAGAACCGGCCCAGGAACCUCUAUGGCAAGGUGUGCCACUCCUGCCAGAAUGCGCCACGCAACACCAAAGAGUGCAUGAAAACGACAGUGGUGCCUUCUGGGAAAGUACAGAAGGAUCCUGGAAGCACCACCAUCUUCCCCCAUCCACAUAAAGAUGCUACAGGACAGGGUCACCUGGCAACAGCUCUCAUCAUCGCCAUGUCAACCAUCUUCAUCAUGGCCAUAGCCAUUGUGCUCAUUAUCAUGUUCUACAUUCUGAAGGCCAAGCCCAAUGGCCACGCAUGCUGUGCUGGACAAGUGGUUAAGGCGGUAGAAGCUCAGGUCAACAAACUGGAGGACAAGAAAGAUGUUUCUGAUAAUGUGGUUAUCUACUCAGAAAAGGAUGAGUUUGACAAACUGAAGACACCAAUACAGAAAACAGUGAAAAGUGAGAACGACGCGUCGUCGGAGAACGAGCAGCUGUUGAGCCGGAGCAUGGACAGCGACGAAGAGGCGGCCUUGGAGAGGCAGGGUGGAGCGGAGCCCAACGGCGCCAACCCCAACCUGUGCCUCCUCAACCUGGGGAACAAACCCGACCUCUGCCUGCUCUCCCUGGGACUCCUGGCUCGGGAUCGCACCCCAAACGGCCCCAUCGCCACCCCCAACCCGGGCAACAACAUAUCAGCCAACCACAUCGGCAGCUCCGGCCAGAUCAACAACGCCAACCACAUGAGCAACGCGAACCACAUAAGCAACGCCAACGCCAUCAACAAUAACAACAAAACUACAGGGAUUCUACAGAGUCGCAGGAAAAAGAUCCUGGAUCUGUACGCCAGAGCCUGCAGUGUAGCAGAGGGGCUGAGCCCAACGGAGCUGCCCUUUGACUGCCUGGAGAAGGCCAGCCGCAUGCUGAGCUCCUCGUACAGCAGCGAGGCGGCUGUGGUCAAGACCUGGAGGCACCUGGCCGAGAGCUUCGGCCUGAAGCGCGACGAGAUCGGGGGCAUGAGCGACGGCCUGCAGCUGUUUGAGCGCGUGAGCACGGCCGGCUACAGCAUCCCCGACCUGCUGACGCGGCUGGUGCAGAUCGAGAGGCUGGACGCCGUGGAGUCUCUGUGCUCCGACGUGCUGGGCGUCAGCGAGAUGGCGGCGGCGGCGGUGGCGGCGGCGGCGGCGGUGGGCCUCGCGGCGGGGAGUCCGACCGGCGUGGGCUGCCAAGGGAUCGGCAGCUUCCACAGUCAGCUGGCCUGCUCCUCCCCGCCCCCAUCCCUCUGCCCGUCCCCGCGCUGCGCCAGCGUGUGAAGUUUUUGACGGAGGAUGGACGCAUAUUGGACAACAUGGUGUCUUCCGGAAAUAUGUAUUUUACAUCCGUCACAAUCACAUGAAGAAUGUCAGUGGGCCCCCCCCCCCCCUUUUGGACAUCGGCCCCCUGUUUCUGUGCCGAUGACAGUGACGCAAACUAUCAGCAAUCAUGUUUGGGUUUUUUCUUUCUAUUAGUUCUUUGGUCUUUCUUUCUUUACUUUUUUCUUUCUUCCUUCUUUGCUUCCUCUUUAUUCAAAGAGCUUGGGAACACAGAAUAAGAUCACUGAUCAAAAGGCGCUGGAUGCCGGCAUUAAAGAAAAACUAGUUUUAAACUUGAGCUGCACUUUGAACAGUAUUCAGACUGCAGGGGAAGUGAUGACUGCAAGCAAUCAAGCUUGAUGGAAAAAUACUUUUCGACUUAUUUUCAUCAAGAUUGUCGUUUUUUUGUAGAAGACGGGACUUGAGGUAAAUGCAAUGAAAUUGCAUUAUGAGAGACGUUUCCACGCGUCUUUCCCCAUGCCCAUGCUCAGUCGGGCUUUGAUGCUCAGACCAGAACAAUUAUUACGUUUUCCACCAAACAGAAACUCUCUUACUUUAACACCAGCCAUGACUCAGCAACAUCCUCAGCGUCCUUCUCUUGGUUAAUCCUCAAAGCAUUUGCAGUUGUGAUCGAACUUAAGUCACACAGGAAAAAAAACCUUCUUUCUCACUUCUUACCCUGCCAUGACCUAGAAUACCCCCCCCCCCCUGUUAAUAACUCCUGCCCCCCCCCCCCCCCCCUCCCUCGACCUAAUUCUGUGGUCCAGUGCUGCCGCCAGCCCUAAUUAUUCGGCGUGUGGCAAUGGGAGCCCCUAAUAGGCCCAGGAGUGUUGCGGUUUACAGAGCGGGUGCAAAGUGCCUGUGAUUUCCAGCACCCACUAACCAUUGAGAAACCCAGUGGAAAAGCUAUAAAUUCCUCCAUAAAAACCAACAGAAACAGCUUCCAUGGAGGAGGAGAGAUGAACUGCCCUCGGCGAGGCCAGAGCACCUGGUGUGCCCUGUGACAAAAAAUGCUUCAUCACAACAACAUCACAGAGCUUUUAGUCGUUUCUCUUGGAUGACCGAGGAGAACGACUUAGCUUUCUGUGCACAACCCAAAAAACAAACCUGGUUAUUUGUGGUGGUGAAUGCAGGUAUAUAUGGAGUAAGUCUGGUGUUCUCGGUUAACGGUGAGCACUGUUUCAGCAUGUAGUUCACCCAUGGCUCAUCUUCACAGAUUUAAAAUUCGUAGGCCUCUGCCUGGUCCUAUCCAUUCCUAAUUUUAAUUUAUUGUACUUUUUUUUUGCAUUGCUUGGACAGGGGCUGGACUCCGGUAGUGUCAAUGAAUGAACGUGUGUGUUAAUACUUAUAAUAUUAACGAGGCUGGGUGUUUGCUACUCCAGUUUCUUAGUUCAUGGUCUUUUAAUUUCAAACACUAACGUCACAGGACAGUAUUAGCGCCUACCAAGCGCAUCGAAUGAUCUUUUUGUUUCAUUUAAUUUUGCCAAAGUGGAUUCAACCAGGUGACAAUGGAAUUAUUUUGUGGCUUUAUCACAAUGUAAUGUUUUCCAAUUUAAUAUUGUCAGCUCCCAACUUUGUUAAAUAAUUAACAUUUCUAUGCAAAUACACAUCCUUGUUUUCAGGAACAUGUUGAACUGAAUUAUAGGGAGAUUGAGGAACCAUGACAACAGCUACAUUUUAUUUUCUUCCUUUUUUUUACCACCAUAGCACAAACAUACAUGAGUGUGUGAAUGUGUUUGCACACGCUAACACACGUUGAAACCAAAUAUUCAUCUAUUCAAAGUAUAUGUGUAUAUAUAACUUAUUACUGUAGAUAAUGUAUGUGUUCAUAAAAAUAAAGUAUGCAUAAAUCUA
Gadus macrocephalus (Pacific cod) is the source of this 6040-nucleotide messenger RNA. It is a transcript of the gene edar, whose product is annotated as ectodysplasin A receptor. Gene Ontology annotation, biological process: positive regulation of canonical NF-kappaB signal transduction; positive regulation of JNK cascade. The record is from RefSeq and is a predicted model, not a curated record. Gene Ontology annotation, molecular function: signaling receptor activity. Gene Ontology annotation, cellular component: plasma membrane. Lineage: Eukaryota; Metazoa; Chordata; Actinopteri; Gadiformes; Gadidae. Bases 2438 to 4147 code for a protein of 569 amino acids. The transcript has 11 exons.